CUAGCUGGAAUAUAUACAAGCACCAAGUGAAAAGCUUCUUAAUUCUCAUCCUGCAGCUUUAUGUGUUUACCCCUUCUCUCUGAGCAGGGCCAAGGAAGCUUCCUACCAUGCACGGGCCACUAAUUGCCUUUCUUCUCGUGGGUCUUCUGCUGCCUCGUGGAUUGGAUGGGCACUCACUGUCCCUGGCUACCCCAAUGGGGAGCACUUCCAAAACCAACCGUCCCCCCUCUGUCUCCACCCAUGCUCCCGGUAGUACUUUGCUUAGUUCCAUUCUCUCCAAGCCCUUCCAGUCCCGCUUGCCUCAAAGUGGUGUUUCCUGUGACGACUUGAUGCCUGGUGCCCUCGAAAAUUUUGCUAACAAGCCUCUGCUGGCCCAGACCUUCAUUCAGGCCGCACUGGCGCUUGCUUUGCAAGGUGCAGGCUGUGCUCAGCAUGCAGAGACCUUGGUGCUGCAUCUCUACAGGGAGCUGGGAAAUGCAGAUACUGACGCCCUCCUGAUUGUGAUGGCGAGGUCUCUGGGAACAGCUAAUUCCUCUGGUCAGAGCAGGAGCAGUGCUGCCUUGCAGUUUAACCUGGAACAGCUAGCGCGUACACAAGCUCGGCGCUGUAAGGGACUGACUCCCAUUCAAGGGUCCGUCUUGCAUGGCCGGGUAAACAGUGUCUACAGAGGAUUUCUGGCAGCUGCCACAGCUUGUCACCAGCAGGGAAACUCUUGUGCCGGUGUGGCCUCCAACGGUACUGGUUUCUUCCAAGUGGUAGAUCGAGAAGGCAGCUACUUCCUCCCACAUUAUGGUGCCCGUUCCUGGCUACAUCAGUGUCACAAGGUUGCAAGAAACCUGCGUUCUGCCCCGGAGCACUGUUUUAGUGAGAGAGAACAACGCGUACAUGCAGUUUUGGAAUGGAUACCUGUGGCCAGUACCUAUUACAACUUGGGUACCAGCCUCUACUACGCAACUCAGAACUGCUCAGACCUGGCAAAGGAACGUGCUCUGGAAGGUGCUAUGGACCUGGGCUUUGAUUUACUGGCAUCUUUGACAGGCGGAGUCAGUAGUGUUGCUGGGCUGGGUAUUUCUAUAGGGCUAAAGCCUGCGGUAAAAGCUACUAUCAGACAUUACAAUCAGCAGGAAGAGCUUGAUCCUACCCUUACCCCCACCAACUACUCUGGUCUGGUCAUCUAGCUGGCUCUAUCUUAUUUUCUAUUAUUUUUUUUUUUACUUUUUACUUUUUAUUUUUUUGAUAACAGAUAAGGGAUACAGAAUAGAAGGGAGAGGGAAGAAAAAAUCAUAUAUUUGUAAAUUUAACACAUUGCACCAUUCAGUCUAAUAUGUUUCAAACUCAUAAUUCUUAUUACAGAUACCUCUUUAUGUUCUGCGGCUCAGCUAUUAUUUUCUAUUUUUCCAUUUAUUUUUAGUGAUUGUCCAUAAAGGUCUUCAUCUUGACUAUAAGCUAAGUUUCUUCAAUCCUCUUCUGUAUCCAGGUAUACAAUGGCUCCCAAAUGUCAUUAUGUGUUAUAAUAUCAACAUCUUUCAAUAAACUCGAAAGUUUGUCCAUUUCA
Eublepharis macularius is the source of this 1555-nucleotide messenger RNA. RefSeq names its product apolipoprotein F (gene APOF). Gene Ontology annotation, biological process: cholesterol metabolic process. The record is from RefSeq and is a predicted model, not a curated record. Bases 108 to 1178 code for a protein of 356 amino acids. The transcript is spliced from 2 exons. NCBI's taxonomy places the organism in Eukaryota, Metazoa, Chordata, Lepidosauria, Squamata, Eublepharidae.